Messenger RNA from Carassius gibelio (silver crucian carp), 2228 nucleotides. It is a transcript of the gene gpbar1, whose product is annotated as G protein-coupled bile acid receptor 1. Gene Ontology annotation, molecular function: G protein-coupled receptor activity. The transcript is spliced from 2 exons. The coding region runs from base 274 to 1308 and encodes 344 amino acids. Lineage: Eukaryota; Metazoa; Chordata; Actinopteri; Cypriniformes; Cyprinidae. The record is from RefSeq and is a predicted model, not a curated record. Gene Ontology annotation, cellular component: membrane. Gene Ontology annotation, biological process: G protein-coupled receptor signaling pathway.
GUCACUGUCGCUUUAAGAAGCAUCCUGCUGGAGCUCUUGACUUCUGUGACUUCUGUGAGCACUGACUGCUCAGAUCUCCGUCCGCAAAUGCUGCUGAUGUACAGAGCAAGAGGACAGGAACACAGAAAGAGUCCAGAUCACCGGUUCACACACGGCAGGAACUUCUUAUGAGAGUCUGCUGUAUGAAGAUUUAUUUUAUUUCUAAGGACUCACCCUCACAGUAGAUGGAGGAGGUUUAGUCUAAUUUAGUCCAGCGGGGAACAGCUCUCCAUCAUGGAUCCGCUCGACAAGCUGAGCAGAGAGAAGUUGAUCUUCUAUCUGACAAUGCCACUGUCUUCGAUCAUCAUCUUCUCUAACCUCUUCAUCAUAAUAGGCAUCGCCUGCAACCGUCAGCUGCACAACACCCCAAAUUACUUCUUCUUGAGCUUGCUGGUGGCUGACUUGUGCACCGGCAUCGCCCUGCCCUUCAUCCCCGGCAUGACGCUCGACCGGCAGCUGGAUUUCAAGCACUGCUUGGUGAUAUACAUCUUCCCAAACUUUCUGUUCCUGUCGUUCCUCUUCAAUCUGGUGAUGGUGCAUUACGAACGCUACCUGUGCAUCGUCAGCCCGCUCCACCACAGCCAGUUCUGGGUCCACCGCUGCUUCCCACUGGCCUUGAUGACCGUCUGGGUCCCGCCAUUGCUGUAUGCAUCACUUCCUGCCUUUGGAUGGAAUAACUGGGUUGAACCCAAUGCCUACAAGAGCUCCGAUUCAAACGAGACGUUCUUGAGAUCAACCGCAUCUCGUAAUGCUUCCAAAGAGGAUGAGGUUUGCUCCUACAAACAGGUUUUUCCCAGGGCCUUCAUUUAUUUGGAAGUGUGCGGACUGGUGCUUCCGGCCAUGCUGUCCAUUGCAGCCAUGAUGGGACGGGUGUUGUGGAUCGCACGUAAGCAGUUGCGUAACAUCUGUAAGCUCCACCGCGCCGUGGACCGUCUCCAGCAGCAGCAGCAGCAGCCAUCCGACCACGAGCAGCAACUUAACCUGCGCUACGCCAAAUGCGUGGCUGCCGUGUCUCUCACGUUCCUGGUCUGCUGGGUGCCGUAUAUCAUCUUCCAGCUCAUGUCUGUGACGGCUCUGCAGACCGGGGUGAACUUGUCGAGCUCUGCUCUGUACAUCAUCAUGUCCUGUACGGGAAUCGGAAGCAUGGCUGUCAUUCCGCUCAUACUGGGACUGGCCAACAAGCAGUACACUGAGCCCAUCAGCAGGGUGAUGCUUAAACUGAGAAACCGCUGGAGAGGAGGACACAAUAACAGAGAUAUUGCACUGUGACAGUUGGACAGUGAGUAGAUAGGAUGUUUCAAUUGAAUGUGUAAAAUCCUGCUUUGAAAAAAAAAAAAAUACACUACUGUUUAGAAGUUUGGGGUUGGUUAGAUUCUCACAAAGGCUGCAUUUAUUUGAUAAAAAUGCAUAAAGUAUUGUGAAAUAUUAUUAGGUGUUUUCUAUUUGAAUAUAUUUUAAAAUAUAAUUUAUUUCUGUGAUGCAAAGUUGAAUUUUCAGCAUCAUUCCUCCAGUCUUCAGUGUCACGUGAUCCUUCAGAAAUCAUUCUAAUAUACUGAUUUGCUGCUCAAGACAUAUUUCUUAUUAAUCUCGAUGUUGAAAACUACUGUGCUGCUUCAUAUUUUUGUGGAAACUGAGUAUUUUUUAUUAAUAGAAUGUUCAAAAGAACAGCAUUUAGUAGAAAUAGAAAUCUUUUGUUACAGUAUAAAUGUCUUCACUGUCAAUUUUGAUCAAUUUAAUGCAUCUUUACUGAAAUAAAAGUAACAAUAUCUUUUAAAAUAAUGAAUGAUCCCAAAUUUUUGAUUGGUAGUGUAAAAGAACAAUCACAUCUGUCUUUUGUCAUAGAGUUUUGUGUUGUCACAAACAUUUUUACAUUCAUCUUAUAUAUAUAUAUAUAUAUAUAUAUAUAUAUAUAUAUAUAUAUAUAUAUAUAUAUAUAUAUAUAUAUAUAUAUAUAUAUAUAUAUAUAUGUAUGCCUUGCAUACUUAAAUGUUCAGUUUUCUGCAAUAUAUAUUUACAACUGUGCUGAUUUCUCACCAAGAUAAAGUCAUCUAGUAUACUAAAGUUCACUGCAAAAAUGACUUUUCAGUACAAACUAAUUAGUAAUGUUUUACAUUUUAUGUUGCAAAUGAGUUAAUGCUCAUGAGUUAUGUUAUAACUGUAUAUUUUCAAAAAUAUUCUUCAUUCUUCAA